AUGACUGAGGGGUCAAGUCAGGACAACUCUCAAGGCCAGGUGGGCGAAUAUGUGCUGGAUCAUGAAAUUGGAAAAGGAUCUUUCGCACUAGUGUAUCGAGCGCACCAUAUUUCCAAACCAGAGCAACUUGUGGCUGUCAAGUCUGUGGUUCGACAGAAGCUCUCGCCCAAGCUGCUGGAAAACCUUGAGGGCGAAAUCUCUAUUCUCAAGUCUAUGCGCCACACAAACAUUGUUGAUUUACGCGAUUGCAUUUACACAGAUGAGCAUAUUCAUCUAAUGAUGGAAUAUUGUCCAGGCGGCGACUUGUCGCAAUACAUUCGCAUGCACGGCAACGUGGCACCCUGGGAUGGCGAUGCAGGUGCAAACCCACUCGCAGCGGCUCAGCGCUCCAAGUUCCCACAUCCCGAGUACGGUGGGCUCAAUGAACAAAUGGUUCGCUCGUUUCUCGCGCAGCUUGUGUCUGCGGUGCGUUUUCUUCGAAGUAAGGAUAUUGUGCAUCGCGAUAUAAAGCCACAAAAUUUGCUCCUUCAAAUUCCUGACGAUGAAUGUCUUGCGUCUGGACAUCCUCCUGAGAUUCCGCUCAUCAAAGUCGCUGACUUUGGAUUCGCCCGCUCACUUCCUGCCGCGUCUCUCGCCAAGACCCUCUGUGGCUCGCCGCUCUACAUGGCACCAGAAAUUCUCCGGUACGAAAAAUACGAUGCUAAGGCAGACUUGUGGUCCGUCGGAGCCGUCCUCUACGAAAUGUGCGUCGGUCGUCCGCCGUUUCGUGCAUCAAAUCACGUUGAAUUACUCCGCCGUAUCGAGCAUGGAAACGAUCGGAUCAAGUUUCCUGACGAGCGUUCUGAGCAAUCCCUCGCGAAAGAUGCGAUGCGGCGCAAGCUACAUGGCGAUCCACCGCGCCCAAACCCACCCGAAAUCGCCUCUGACAUCAAAAUGUUGAUCCGCAAACUGCUCAAGCGCCACCCUGUGGAGCGCAUGAGUUUCGACGAGCUUUUUACUGACAGUGUCGUUACGCAAGUUCCCUACACGGGCCGUGCCAUCAUAAAGGACGAGCUGGCCGCCUCUGUGCACCUUGCGCAAAUACCGCCAGAUAUUUUAUCACCUCCAAAACCGAAGCCGCAUCUCGGCGUAUCAGUUACGCACGUCGAAAUCAAAAACCCACAAUUCCGGGCUAAAACUGACGCCCCACGCGUCCCGUCCAUGGCGAUUGGAUUCAAUGCCCCCUCGAUAUCAGAGUCCAAGGAAGAGGUUUGGUCUGCCAAACCCUCGACACAGCCCAGUGGUCUGUCGCGCGCUAUUCAUUUGGCAGAUCAAGGCAAGAAUGCGUCAGCACCAGUGCCAGUGCUUUUGAAUGAUCCACAUGUACAGGUCUCUUUCUCGCCAAUCAAUCAUCGUGCAUCGACCUCACAGAUGCCAGCAUGGGGCAAGCCCAUGUCCGCGCCGCCUCAAAUGAGUCAAAAUACGCGUUUAGCCCAGGUCUCCUCGGACGAAGCGCUUGAGAGUUUGUUGGAGACUCUUGCGAAAAAAGCGUACGUGCUCAUGGAGUUUGCCGAUAUGCGCGACUCGGAGCUUGGCUCAGCUCAACCAACAAACAUGCAGGGAUUUUCUCCUGCCGAAUACAGUCCCAACUCUGCUGGCACUUAUAUGCAAGAAGUUGCUGGUACUGAGGUGUUUGCUCUGUAUGUACGGGCGCUCGGGUUUUUGCAGCGUGGACUAGAAGCUGCGAACUCGUUUGCCGAGCAAACAACGUUGAAGCCAUCGGAGCAGCUUCGUGAGUUGACGCAGUGGUUCCGUACGCGCUUUGACGAAUGCUAUGAAAAGUCCCUACAAGCGCGUUCGCGCUGUCGACCGAAUGUGAUCCCGGAUACAGCACAACAUAUUGAUCGUCAGAUUUUCGACAAGGCAUUGGAGCUCGCGCGACUCGCAGCCUUGGAGGAGCUGGAGGAAAAUAAAAAUGGCAUAGGCACGUGGGAUCCAACACAUUGCCUCAUGGCGUACGAGACAGCAGCAUCGCUGUUGCAGGGUCUUUUGGAUCCCAGUGAAGACCGCAUGAGUCUUUCUGUUCAUUCCACAUCGACUGUGGAAAAGUUCCUCAAGAGUAUUACAAAGCGCCUCAGUGUGUUGCAUGACGCUGACACUGCAGACACAGUGUCAUCCUCCGUUUCAUAG
Malassezia globosa CBS 7966 is the source of this 2169-nucleotide messenger RNA. RefSeq lists its product as uncharacterized. The record is from RefSeq and is a predicted model, not a curated record. Gene Ontology annotation, molecular function: protein serine/threonine kinase activity; ATP binding. The transcript has a single exon. Bases 1 to 2169 code for a protein of 722 amino acids. Gene Ontology annotation, biological process: response to starvation; autophagy of mitochondrion; regulation of autophagy. NCBI's taxonomy places the organism in Eukaryota, Fungi, Basidiomycota, Malasseziomycetes, Malasseziales, Malasseziaceae. Gene Ontology annotation, cellular component: cytosol; phagophore assembly site; cytoplasm.